Messenger RNA from Phacochoerus africanus (Common warthog), 2892 nucleotides. It is a transcript of the gene HOXD8, whose product is annotated as homeobox D8. Gene Ontology annotation, molecular function: RNA polymerase II transcription regulatory region sequence-specific DNA binding; DNA-binding transcription factor activity, RNA polymerase II-specific. Gene Ontology annotation, biological process: regulation of transcription by RNA polymerase II. NCBI's taxonomy places the organism in Eukaryota, Metazoa, Chordata, Mammalia, Artiodactyla, Suidae. The transcript is spliced from 2 exons. The coding region runs from base 872 to 1723 and encodes 283 amino acids. The record is from RefSeq and is a predicted model, not a curated record. Gene Ontology annotation, cellular component: nucleus.
CCCCCCAAGUGUAAGGCUCUGCCGCGCCCCCGCCCUGCCAGCUGCGGUCCUCGUUCCCUCGGCCCCGAGGGGCAAGACAAGCCCUUGGCAGUGCGGCUUUAUGGGCCCCCUUUAAGGCUGGCGGAGGCAUCUCCCGUCCGGCGUGAGCCGUCCCGUCGGGAACAGCGGUGUCGCCUCCGCACGGAUCCCUCCGCGCGGUUAUCUCGCGCUCAUCUCGCUCCCUCUCCGCGCAGUGGCGUGGUGCGAAAAUGCCUCGCCGGGGCGCACCGGGGCGGAAGCCUCGGCAGCGGCGGCGAGAGCUGUGGGAGGGGGCUACAGGGGGGGCGAGGUGAGAGGUGGCGGCGGGCAGAGGGUGUUUUUUUCCUUUUCCCUCCAGAGCGGGGGUUGUAAACCGAAGCCAAAGAGUGUCCCCGUGGGUCGGGUGCACUUUUUUCUUGUCCCGGUGCGCUCAGGGCCGCCUGGUGCCUGAGAGGAAACAGUGGAGGCAGAGGGACAGGUCACCCGGGGCGUCGGCGAUUUUAUUGCGGCCGAGCCGGCGCGCGCCGGGAGAGGCUGGGCGGGCGGUGGAACGCGGGGGCUGGGUGAGGCCCCGCGACCCGCGAGGGAGGCGGCGCGAGGCCGAGGAGACGGGCGCGAGAGCGGAGCAUGAACGCCCAGUAGCCGAGUGCCCGCGGCUGCCCGGCCUCAGAGGCGACGCGCGGGCGGGCGGGCGGCGGCACCAAAGUAGCCCGGCGGACCCAGCGGCGCGAGCAGCCGCCCCAGAGGCCCCCGCGGCAGUGCAGUCGCGCUGAGGCGCGCUCCCUGCCUGCUCCGCGCCGCCCGCCCGCCCGGGGCCGCCCUACCUCGGCCCCCGGCCGCCGCCGCCGCCCCGAUGAGCUCGUACUUCGUGAACCCGCUGUACUCCAAGUACAAGGCGGCGGCCGCGGCGGCGGCCGCGGCAGGCGAGGCCAUCAAUCCCACUUACUACGACUGUCACUUCGCGCCCGAGGUCGGCGGCCGCCACGCCGCAGCCGCCGCCGCCUUGCAGCUCUAUGGCAACAGCGCCGCGGGCUUCCCGCAGGCGCACGCGCACCCGCACCCUUCGCCGCCGCCCGCCAGGCCGGGUUGCGGUGGUGGGGGCGGCCCGGGUCCCGGCCAAGACUACUUCCACCCCGGCGGGGGCAGCCCAGCCGCAGCCUACCAGGCCGCCCCCCCGCCGCCGCCGCCGCCGCCGCCUCCCCCCUGCGGCGGGAUUGCCUGUCACGGGGAGCCCGCGAAGUUUUACGGAUACGAUAACUUACAGAGACAGCCGAUUUUUACGACCCAGCAAGAGGCCGAGCUGGUACAAUAUCCUGACUGUAAAUCGUCCAGUGGUAAUAUUGGCGAGGACCCAGACCACUUAAAUCAGAGCUCGUCUCCUUCUCAAAUGUUUCCCUGGAUGAGACCACAAGCUCCUGGUAGACGAAGAGGAAGACAAACCUACAGUCGUUUCCAAACCCUAGAGCUGGAAAAGGAAUUCCUUUUUAACCCUUAUCUGACCAGGAAGAGAAGAAUCGAGGUUUCCCACGCCUUAGCCCUCACCGAGAGACAGGUAAAAAUCUGGUUCCAGAACAGAAGAAUGAAAUGGAAAAAGGAGAACAACAAGGACAAAUUCCCAGUUUCCCGACAGGAGGCAAAGGAUGGGGAAACCAAAAAGGAAGCCCAAGAGCUGGAGGAAGAUCGAGCUGAAGGCCCGACAAAUUAACUUCUACCUUUAAAGUUUUACCGCAGACUAUUAAAACUAAUGGUCAGCAUAUGCUGGUGGACACCACCUAUUUUCUUUGUUGGAAAGGACUUUACCUGUAUUUCAAGCUACCUUCAUGUCACUGCUCUUGAGGUUUCUGCGCUUUGAGAGGGAUUUGGGUGUUGCAAAAAGUUUCUAGUGUCACAUAGAAACAGCGGUUGAGCUGUCCUAUGUAAGAGUAAUUUGAUACUGACCUUGUAGCUAUAUUUUUAUAAUGGUAGUUUUUAAUGUCUGAGCUGAUGAUUUUGCCUCAACAACAUAAACUUCCUAAUGAUUAGCACUAAGUAAUUGAAUAUAAAAUGCUUUAUUAAUCAAACAAGUGCACUUGAACAUUUUAAAUCUUUUCUUUAUGGUGAGUAAAUUAAAAGAAGUCUAUUAAUUUUUUAAAAAAAAUUAUGCCUGCAGAAUAUUUACUUUAUAUUAUUUGAUUAAAAUGUAUUAUUUAUGUUUUUUCUUUCUGCUUUUAUAAUGAAUGGUUCGGGUGCCUUUUGUUUACUCCUAAAAGAUUUCUUUGAGUAUUUUGUAAAUGUAAUAUCUCUGGGAAAAAGUCUGGGCCAAAUAUUCGAAAAGCACAUGUUAGCUGAAGAGUGUAAUGUGUAGUCCUGGCUCUGCAGCUUCCUUAAACUUGGGGAAAAAUGUUGGGCCAGUGACAGAAGUUUCAGGACAAUGUUAAAGUUGACAUUUAAUAAUUUUUCUAUAGUUUAUACAAAUUAUGGCAAUUUAAUCAUCUAAAGUGAAUGAAUACUUGAAAAGCCUAUUAUAACUUUCACUUAUAUAGUUUUUACUCUGGCGAAUCGCCUUGUGGAAAGCUUUUCAUUGCUGAAUUUGCUUUCGUUUUGAACCGCGCUUGGUAUCGCCUGAAAUUGCUAGGUCUCUAUGCUGUGGCAGUCGCUGUGAUUCUGUUUUUUGAGGAGGUGCCAUAUUUAUUUGUAUUCCCUUCUCUCUGUUUGCAUGCCCAUUGUGAGCCAACUUGCUCUGCACAUCUCAGAUAUCGGUUGGUACGUCCUCUGCUGUUCUCCAGGUUGGCCUCACUUAUUUGAAACAAGCCCUGAGAGUAAAUGCAGAAAAAUCUGAGUGUAAACAACUGCUCCAGAACAAAGCUAGCUCCUUAAUAAAAGAAAUGAAUCUUU